Penicillium roqueforti is the source of this 1164-nucleotide messenger RNA. RefSeq names its product sugar phosphate isomerase/epimerase family protein. The record is from RefSeq and is a predicted model, not a curated record. The transcript has 2 exons. The coding region runs from base 1 to 1164 and encodes 387 amino acids. Lineage: Eukaryota; Fungi; Ascomycota; Eurotiomycetes; Eurotiales; Aspergillaceae.
AUGACAGUAUCCUGGCCUCCAUAUAAAGCCAACCCACUGGGUAUCGCCACCUUGUCCCUCGGCAACUGGAGAGAGCAUCGCUUGGAACCACGCUUGAAAGCCGCGGCUGAAUCGGGAUAUCAAUGGAUCGACUUGUUUGAUGAGUGUUGGGCUGCAUACCUGGAGGAACAUGGACUGCCAGGAGACCAGCCUUGGGAACCCACUUCAGAGAAUCUGCAGAUUGCUCAAAAGUUGGCUCGUCUUGUCAAGUCCUUGGGAAUGCGGAUUGCUUGCACCCAGCCUCUUCGGAAAAUUGAAGGAAUCAAAGAUCCAACAGAACGCCAGGCUACCUUCGAUCUAGUCGCCAAACGUUUUCCGUUCAUGCGCGCCUUUGACACCGAUCUCGUCUUCAUGUGUGCGAAUAUUCGCGCGGAUAAGGGUGUGACAUCUGAUCUCAAGACAGUGGCACGAGAUCUCGCGGAACUGGGCGACAUGGCGGCCGCAUACGCAAAGGCUGACGGUGGGCGAAUGUUAAAAAUUGGGUACGAAGGCCUAUCUUGGGCGACUCGAAACACAUGGUCGGCCUCAUGGGAAGUGGUGCGAUUUGCCAACCGCCCCAACGUUGGACUAAUCGUGGAUGCCUUCAAUAUCCUCGCCGUCGAGUUUGCUGAUCCGUACAAUGUUGCUGGCCACGGGCGGAUUUACCCAACCUUAGAGGAAUCUCUAGAAGUCCUUACCGGAUCACUCGCGUCAUUGGUCUCGACGGUACCGGGUGAUCGGAUAUUUUUCUUCCAGUGUGGCGAUGCGGAGUUGAUGAACCCAACGACUUUCCUUCCUCCAACUGACCCAGAUACACCAGCACUGCUUCCAUGGUCGCGAAGUCAUCGGCUAUAUCCUAUGGAGCAGUCUAGAGGUGCAUAUAUGCCUGUUGAGCUUGUCGCAGCUGCUGUGCUUGGCACCGGGUACCGAGGCCCAAUCUCGCUUGAGGUGUUCAAUGCAUCACUGAAUCAACCAGGACAAAUGAUUCCGGAGGAGCAUGCUUCCAGAGGAAUCAACGCUCUUCGCCUCUUAUGCGAAACUACAAAGUCCAUUCCGGCGUUUUGGCAAAGUCGCGGUGAACGUAAGAGUGCUAUCGCACAAGUAAUACGACGGCUAGAGCCACAUGAACACAAAUACAAGCUAUGA